Messenger RNA from Colletotrichum phormii, 1441 nucleotides. RefSeq names its product WD repeat domain-containing phosphoinositide-interacting protein 4. The transcript is spliced from 4 exons. NCBI's taxonomy places the organism in Eukaryota, Fungi, Ascomycota, Sordariomycetes, Glomerellales, Glomerellaceae. The coding region runs from base 188 to 1360 and encodes 390 amino acids. The record is from RefSeq and is a predicted model, not a curated record. Gene Ontology annotation, biological process: autophagy of mitochondrion; nucleophagy; protein localization to phagophore assembly site. Gene Ontology annotation, molecular function: phosphatidylinositol-3,5-bisphosphate binding; protein binding; phosphatidylinositol-3-phosphate binding. Gene Ontology annotation, cellular component: cytosol; extrinsic component of membrane; phagophore assembly site membrane.
CUCUUUUCGAGAGAUGCGCUUGUCAAGGAUGAUAUCAUAACGAAGAAUUCCAAGAACAACAGAAUAUUGGCCUGGCCUGCCGGCCUUGCAUCCACAGCGCUCAUCCCUUAUUACCGAGCCCCUCACCGUCACACAGGCCAAGCCGUCACCUAUCCGCGACAGCGACUUACAGGCACAAUAUCAAACAAUGAAUACUCGUCCACCUAUAGAGACGGCGCCCUCGACAGUGGUGCUUUCUGUAUCGUUCAAUAGUGAUGCUAGUUGCUUCUCGGUUGGUCUCAACUCAGGGAUAUGCAUCUUCCACACCAAGUCUUGCCUUCUCAAGGCAUCCAGAGACUUCAAUGCCGGCAUCGGUCUGGUCGAGAUGAUGGGGACGACAAACUAUCUGGCGCUCGUCGGUGGCGGUAGACAACCCAAGUUCAGUAGCACCAAGACCAUUAUCUGGGACGACAUGAAGGGUAGAGUGGCCAUAGAGAUCGCCUCUCUUACACCAGUGCGGAGCGUCCGGAUCGGUCGAAACCGUAUCGUCGUAGCGCUCCAGAACAGCGUUCGUGUAUACUCGUUUGCGAAGCCUCCCGACCUGCUGUCAGUGUACGAAACCACGAACAACCCCCUUGGACUCGUUGCCAUGUCAGACAAGACUAUUGCAUUCCCGGGUAGAACCGUCGGGCAGAUCCAGCUCGUCGACAUCGGAACCGGCAACGUUAGCAUCAUCCCCGCUCACUCAUCUGCCCUCCGGGCCAUUCAAGUGAGUCCAGACGGCGAGCUUUUGGCGACGGCAAGCGAGAUGGGCACUUUGAUCAGAGUCUUCGCCACAAGUAAUUGUGCCCGGCUUGCCGAGUUGCGGCGGGGCGUUGAUCCUGCCACGAUCUUCUCUCUCGGCUUCAGUCCCGAGGGCACCAAACUAGCCUGCACAUCAGACAAGUCGACACUGCACAUAUUCGACGUCCCGCACCCCAAGAAGCCCAUGACAGCACCGACCAGCCCGUCGGCGUCGCAGAUGGCGGGAUCCGGCAUCCUUGCAGGCAGACCGGCCGACGAUGGCAAGGGCCGCUGGGGAUUCCUGGGCAAAAUUCCCUUGAUGCCGCGGAUGUUCUCGGACGUAUACUCUUUCGCAUCUGCACCAUUCGAAGCAGGCGACGAUCCCCUCAUCGGCGGCCUGCCCAUGUCAGAACAGACGACACUGGGGACAACGAGACCGCAGAAAGGCGUGAUCGGAUGGAUCACGGAAGACAGUCUGGUCGUGAUUGGCGCCGGACACGACGCUAGAUGGGAGAAGUUUGUGAUAUCCAAGGGAGAGGAUGGACGCCGCUAUGUCGUGCGGGAAGGCUGGAAGCGAUACUUGGGUAGUGCUUCAUGACGAGAUGUUUCUCAGGCUGGCUCGUAGGAGCCAUGCUGGCUAUUUGGUUCACGGCACCGUGUAUAUUACAUUCGGCGUUGG